UAAUCCAGACAAACAGUCAGGGGAGGCAAGUAACUUAAAAACCCCUGUUCAGAUGAUACAGCUUGUUUAGUUUUUCCAGUUUUCUCCCGGGGCCCUCACAGCAACACAAUCCGACAAGAUGAGACUUCUAGUCGUCUCUUUUCUCGUCGCCAUCUCCGCGGUGUUGGCUGGGAGCGUCGUCAUAAAGACCAUGGUGUUCCAGACUGAGAGCAGUAACAGUUUUGUUGAGAUGCUUCCUAUGAAGCCCCUGAACCUGAGAGCCUUCACUCUGUGCAUGCGUGUGGCCACGGAGCUGAAAGGUGAGCGAGAGGUCAUCCUGUUCGCGUACCGGACAAGAGACUACGAUGAGCUGAACGUGUGGCGUGAGCUGGACGGCAGGUACACUACUGUAAACACUAAUGCUAAUACUUACGAUACUGCAAACCUACACUUUCAGCCCAAGAUUUACAAGAAGGGUCACACCAUCCGCCCCGGGGGGAAGGUCAUCAUCGGACAAGAUCCGGACGCCUACAUGGGCAAUUAUGAUGCCAAACAGAGUUUCGUUGGGGAGAUCUCUGACGUUAAUUUGUGGGACACUGUCCUGCCAGCCAGCACAAUCCAAGACAUCUAUACAGGGAAGAGAGUGGCAAGAGGAAAUGUUUUCGACUGGGAAACCACAGAUCUAAAAAUCAACGGGGAGGUAGAUGUUGUAACUCGAGAGCUGUAGAUUUAAUGCUGGAAUUAUGCGGCCUCUUUACACCUGAAUGACCUUUGUGAAGAAGGUUUGUUGAUCAAAUGUACGUCUGUGCACCAAUGUCAGUGCCAUUGUUGUUCAGUCCAAUAAAAACACUUUGACAA
Hippoglossus stenolepis (Pacific halibut) is the source of this 837-nucleotide messenger RNA. RefSeq names its product pentraxin fusion protein. The record is from RefSeq and is a predicted model, not a curated record. The transcript is spliced from 4 exons. The coding region runs from base 119 to 706 and encodes 195 amino acids. NCBI's taxonomy places the organism in Eukaryota, Metazoa, Chordata, Actinopteri, Pleuronectiformes, Pleuronectidae.